Thlaspi arvense is the source of this 1077-nucleotide messenger RNA. Lineage: Eukaryota; Viridiplantae; Streptophyta; Magnoliopsida; Brassicales; Brassicaceae. The record is from the annotation of a GenBank genome assembly.
AUGAAAAUGUUCAUUCCCAAUGAGGCUUUGCUUGUUGGAAGUGGUGGAGAGAGCACAGAAACUCUUUGUGAAAACUUGAGGAUCGCAAAAGUCUUGGAAGCUUUCUAUCCUCACCGCUCUGUCAUCCCUGAUCGCCCUUCAGUUUCAUCGGCUGUAGAAGAUGAAAGCUUUGACGACGGCAUAACUCCUAACAUCCGUCUCACUCCCAUCGAGGACGAACAUGCGGCUGUUGCUGCUGAAUCUUGUCACAGCCCCAAAUCCCCUUCAGCUGUUUUUGGACUUGGACCAGACUUGAAUCUGGCAGCUCUGUCUGCGUUGAUGAAUACCAAGGAACAGGGGAGUUUGAUCGAUGCUGAUUUACUUGUCAAGUUCCUCACUGACCCGGAAAUCAUCAAGAGCCUGAUGAAUGACAUUGCUGGUAAACCACUUGAAACAGGGAAACCUGGACUUGUUCUUCGGCCCGGGAAUGGUGUGACUAAUAUUGUCCCUGUUUCGGUUCAGUCCAGUGUUUGUGUAGCUACUCAGCCCGUGUCCAGUGCCCUAUCGAUGAACCAGAAACCUCCCUUGGAUUCUCACACUUAUCCAUCGUCUCCCGGGCUCAAGCCAUUGCCAAGGCUUGUAGAUUCCUUGAAACCAAUUCCGGUUGAUGAUGAUGUUGUAGUCUCAGUUCCAAAACCCCAAUCCCAAUCCCUUAACAAUUCAACUUCCAGCACUUGGAAUACGAUGAUGAACUCAGCGCCAGAUGCUCUAAGCAGUAAUGGUGCAUACCCGAUGAAGAUAAACCGGGAGGAUCCGGCUUCUGCGAAACAACCCGUGAAAAACUUAGACUAUUUCAAGAACCUUAUUAGGGAACACGGGGGAGUUACUCCGGCGACAAAUGAAACUAACAGUUACAAAGGAAGGGUGGAAAACAGUAUGAGACUAGUAAAUGCCAAGGCUCAGAAACCGUGCAUCUUCUUUGGUAAAGCCAGAGGGUGUAAGCUUGGCGAGAGUUGCUUAUACCUUCACGACCACUCUAAACGGUUCUCUGCUGCACCCGAGUUCCCCAGAGCUAAGAGAACCAAGUUUGGAACGUAA